AUGACCCUCGCGGAGUCGCAGCCUCCUUUUGAUUCGCACCGCGCAUGUCAUGCGGAUGGCAUCUUGGACGUUGCGCGCGCUCCAGCGCCGAAAGCUAUUUCUGCGAUCGGCGGUUCACAGCGCGCCGACCCUGUCGCUAAUGGCUCUAUGUUUUCGCAGGAUGUAGUCAGCGAGGGAGAGAAAUGCGGCGGCAAUGUUUCGCACGAGGAGCUGAUUGGUGGGCGAUACCGUCGCAUCCGUCGCGUCGGCGCGGGGUCGCAGGCUGUCGUGUGGGAAUGCGAAGAUGUUGUAACAUCGCAGCGGGUCGCAUGCAAGAGCUACGCGAUGGCGCAGGCUCCGAUGCGCGACAUAGCGGCGGAGGUGCGAUCGCUGGAGAUCGUGGGCGACCAUCCGAACAUCGUGCGACUGCACGACGUGAUCGUUGGGCGACAGGGAAGCAGCCGAGCAGGCGGAGUAGCAUGCGAAGCGACAGGCGGAGCGGCAGGCCGAGUAGCGGAAAAAGGAGCAGGUGUAAGGGCAGGUAAAGCAGCAGAGGUAGUUAACUCGUGUAAGCAUGAUAACUCAUCCGCGCCUCCGAUUUCCGCCGCGGCAUCUCAGCCGUUGGAUCCAUCCAUUGACGCAAGCGUGCACGUGCUGAUGGAGCUGGUUCCCGGCGACGAUCUCCUCACGGAGAUUCUGCAGCGCGGCCCGCUUGCCGAGCCACUCGCGUCGGCUUUGUUCCGGCAGCUCGCAUCAGCCGUCGCGUACUGCCACGCGUCGGGGGUGAUGCACCGGGAUAUCAAGCCGGAUAACGUGCUUCUGCUGCGGCCGCCUAAUUCCGCCCCCAGCGGACCUCGCAUUGCGACCAGCCUUGUGAAGGAACAUGCGACAUGCUGCGCGACGAGCGUAGCGGCGGAGAUCAGUGCAGGUACAGGGACGGAGCAUGCGGCGGAGAUCAGUGCGACGGUUGCGAGGCAAACGGGAGGAGCAGCAACCUUCGCGCGAGAAACAGCAUGUGGAACAGCAAGCGGUGGGGCUCGAGCACCUGACCUGCCAAUCUUAGAACAACCACGAAGGGUUACGCCUUAUAAGGCUGUAUUGAAUGCCGCAGCCGCCGCGGCCACCGGAGCGAGCAGUGCCGCGUUGCCGCCAGCGGGCGGAGGGAGGAGGGCCGCGCGGGAGCCUCGCGCGGAGGAGGGGCUGUGGGGGUGGCUCAUCGGCGCGCGGCUGUUCCCCUCCGCCGCGGGCAGAGGCGCGAGUUCCGACGCUCUCGGCGCGCAGGGGAGGGGCGCCAACAGUCCGCUGCGGGUGGUUCCGGGGAAGGUUGUGGGGAGGCGUUUCGCCGGGAAGAGCACGCGCGUGCACCCCAUGGCGGGGGAUGAGGCGGAGGCGACUUUUGGCGCGGCGUUGACCCCGCAAUCCGCGCAAUCCGCGUAUUCCUCAAGCUCCUCUGCUUUUUCCUCGCUCUCUUCCGCCUGUCCCAUCUCACUUGCGCCUACUCCCUCCCCCACCUCUAUCCUCCCCUCGCCCUCGCUUGUGUCACACUCUCUGUCACGCACACCCGCACCCUCCACUCCCUGCCAUCUUACAAUCGCUGCUGGUGAGGAGAUUGGGGAAAGGCGCUGCCCCCUCACGCCCACUUCCGCGGAAAGCAGCUCGUUUUCCGCCAUGGGCGCGGGGUGGGCGCACGUGGGCGCGGAGAGGGGCAUCUGGGGGUGA
Molecule: messenger RNA, 1698 nt
Organism: Closterium sp. Yama58-4
Lineage: Eukaryota; Viridiplantae; Streptophyta; Zygnematophyceae; Desmidiales; Closteriaceae
Source: the annotation of a GenBank genome assembly